Akanthomyces muscarius is the source of this 303-nucleotide messenger RNA. RefSeq lists its product as uncharacterized. The record is from RefSeq and is a predicted model, not a curated record. Bases 1 to 303 code for a protein of 100 amino acids. NCBI's taxonomy places the organism in Eukaryota, Fungi, Ascomycota, Sordariomycetes, Hypocreales, Cordycipitaceae. The transcript is spliced from 3 exons.
AUGAGUCACUUGGAGAAGCAGCGUCUCGAAUCCUACCUAUAUCAUUACGCGACGGCUAACUUAGGUGCCCAAACAUUGCUCCGUUACCCCUUCAACUACCAAGAUGUCGAUGGAACUCGAGAUCCUCCCCAGAGCCUUGUCGAAAACGACUCGGAUAUGAUGCUCAAGGCUGCAAGGCUGAAGUCCACAAACACUCCCAAGCCGGUGCACUUUUCAACAGCGAAUUGCAAACGAGAGUUCGUUUUCUACACUUUCCUGCGGGCCUGGCAAUUCGGAGGCUACCCGUACAGGAAACUGGCAUAA